AUACCAGUACAGGGUAGAUUUUCGUUUGAUUCCUUUCUAAAAGAGAUACUGUAAGUCUAUUUGCACCCAAUACACGUUUUAUUCAAUCUUUUUAGUUCUUCUUUUUAAUUCAAAAAUGGCUCUCCGUUUGAUCACUAAGAACGCUUCAGCUGCUGCCCUUGCUCGCCCUGCUUUAUAUGCUUCUCGUCAAUCUUUGAGUGCCACUGCUGUUCGCCACUACACUACUCAAAAAGAAGUUGAACCCAAGGAAAAGGCCAACAGUAUCAUCAACGCUCUUCCCGGUAACUCUCUUGUUUCCAAGACUGGUUACCUUACUUUGGGUACUGGCUUAGCUACCUUCAUGAUCUCCAAGGAAAUCUAUGUUCUCAAUGAAGAAACUUUGGUCUUGAUUGCCUCUACUGGUCUUCUUGGUGUCUUACUCAAGUACCUUAGAGAACCCUUCACCAACAUGGCCAAUGAACACAUUGCUCGUAUUAAGAACAUCUUGGUCCAAGCUCGUGAAGACCACAAGAGUGCUGUUCAAGAACGUAUUGACCAAGUAGGACAAAUGAAGGAUUUGGUUGAUGUCACAAAGGCUCUUUUCGCUCUUUCUCGCGAAACUGCUCAAUUGGAAGCUGAAGCUUUUGAAUUAAAGCAAAAAGUUGCUGUUGCUUCUGAAGUUAAGACUACUUUGGAUUCUUGGGUUCGUCAUGAAGCCAACCUUCGUGAACGUGAACAAAAGCAAUUGGCUGCUUAUUUGAUUGAAAAGAUCAACAAGGACUUGCAAGACCCUAAGAUUCAACAACAAAUUCUCGAACAAGCUAUUGUCGAUGUUCAAAAAAUUGCAAAGACUCAUUAGAUCCCCAUUUUAUUAUUAAAUUUUGUAAAAAAAAAAAAGAGAACUAAAGUUGUUGAAAAAUUAUUUUUUUAUUUUUUUU
This is a messenger RNA of Gilbertella persicaria, 917 nucleotides long. RefSeq lists its product as uncharacterized. Gene Ontology annotation, biological process: proton motive force-driven ATP synthesis. The transcript has 5 exons. Gene Ontology annotation, molecular function: proton transmembrane transporter activity. Bases 116 to 838 code for a protein of 240 amino acids. The record is from RefSeq and is a predicted model, not a curated record. Lineage: Eukaryota; Fungi; Mucoromycota; Mucoromycetes; Mucorales; Choanephoraceae.